This is a messenger RNA of Daldinia caldariorum, 2268 nucleotides long. RefSeq names its product glycoside hydrolase family 125 protein. Lineage: Eukaryota; Fungi; Ascomycota; Sordariomycetes; Xylariales; Hypoxylaceae. Gene Ontology annotation, biological process: carbohydrate metabolic process. Bases 481 to 2031 code for a protein of 516 amino acids. The record is from RefSeq and is a predicted model, not a curated record. The transcript is spliced from 2 exons.
CCUAUUUUCAAUAUUAUUUUAGACAAUCAAUAGUUACAAGAAUAAUUCUCUAUCGUCGCAGUGAAAUUAUUUUAAUCGUUUAACUAUUACUAUAAAAAGCUUACUAGGCUGUACAUUACUAACUAAAUUGCCUAGGUACUUAACCUUAGGUGUUAAUAUGAUUUGUUUACAUCGUCAAAGUCUCGUCGUGGUAGCUCUUUGGUUACAAGAUUCCAGACCCCAUAAGAUGUCACCUCCAAAACUCUUGGCUUUGGCUGUUGGUUCAUUGCACCUGCACCAUAAAAUAAGACAUGGAUGUGGAACAGUUGAUACCUAUUAAAUAGCCUAGCCAGCCCUAUGGCCGCUGUGGACACGAUUCUUUCCUCCCCGGCUUGUCUAGCUUGUUACUAUUUCCCCUGAGUUUUCAUCAGUUAUCUUGUAGGUUUUUUUUUUCUCUCUUUUUUUCUUCGCGGUGUUAGAAUACCGUUCAAUAAAAAGAAAAUGCGGUUAGGCGACAUAAUUUGGUCGGCCUCUUUAGCCUUCGGACCUGUCCUCGGCCAGAGUUGUCCCAGUUAUUCUAGUUAUUCUCAGUCGCGGAACCCUCCUCUCUCGUCUGGUACUUAUAAGCUUGCAUACCAGCGACCCUCUACCGAAUGUCGUACUUUCAACUCGAGCCUGAUCGAGGAUGCCAUCAACAAGACGAAAAGCGCCAUUGUCGACCCCGAUCUAUCACGCCUUUUCGAAAACACGUUCCCGAACACGCUCGACACGGCUAUUAAAUGGCGGGGAGUUGCUGCCAACAACUCUGAGGAAGAGUUGGCUUUCGUAAUUACCGGCGACAUCGACGCCAUGUGGAUUCGCGACUCGGCGAACCAGAUAGCCCCCUAUAAGACUGUUCUGAAGAAAAAGACCGACGACAUCGCCUCGGUUUUCCGCGGGACUAUCAACAUGCAAGCUCGGUAUCUGAUCAUAUCGCCUUAUUGCAACGCCUUUCAGCCGCCGCCUGAGUCGAACAUCACCCCGGCGCAAAACGGGGGUAUCUAUUCUGUCACACCAUCCUAUGAUCGCAAUAUAGUUUUCACUUGCAACUUUGAGCUCGAUGAUUUUGGGGGGUUCUUACAGCUUUCGCACGAUUAUUAUAACGCGACGGGCGACUUGGAUUUCUUCGGCAAGUUCCAAUGGAUUCAUGCUGUACAGUCUAUCCUUGCAGCGUCAGAAGAAAUGAGACAGCCUACAUAUGGACCUGAUGGGAAAUGGAUUCGUCCCGUAUAUACGUUCCAGUCGCAAACCAUGACCGGUUCUGGUACUUUGGGAAACAAUGGUAUCGGAAACCCUGUUAACAGGACUGGCUUGGUACGUUCGCCGUUCCGCCCGAGCGACGACUCUGCCACAUACGAUUUUCAAAUCCCAGCAAAUAUGAUGUUGUCGAGGUACUUGGAAUCCACGUCUGAUAUCAUGGAACGGCUACCGAACGCGCCAAAGGGGUUAGCGCAGAAGAUGAGAGAUAUGGCUGCUGAGAUCAGGGAUGCCAUAAAUGAAUGGGGUAUCGUGACUGCGCCCGACGGCAAGAAGAUCUUCGCGUACGAGGUUGACGGCUUUGGCGGCCAGAAUUUGAUGGACGAUGCCAAUGUCCCGUCGCUUCUAUCGGCCCCUUUUCUAGGAUACCUGGAUAAAAACGACACUAUUUAUCAGAACACGCGAGCCUUUGUUCUCAGCAGGCGUAACCCAUGGUGGUGCGAGGGCCCAUAUCUCAAAGCCAUUGGUAGCCCGCAUAUUAGACCGGGAGCAGCAUGGCCUAUGUCGUCAAUCAUACGAGCGAUGACUUCGGAUAAUGACGCGGAAAUCGUCACGGCCGUGAAAGAAGUGUUGAGCACUACUGAUGGAUAUGGAUUGAUACACGAGAGCGUCGAUAGCUUUGAUACGACCAACUGGACCCGGCAGUGGUUUACAUGGGCCAACGGACUGUUUGGCCAGUUGAUAAUGGACUUAGCAGAGAGGAAGCCGCAUAUACUGAAAGAGAACUUCCAACCUGUCUUUAUACAUUAUACUUGAAUUUUAUCGGGGUAUAAAUAACUAUUUCAAAAUCCAUGCGCUUAAGGCGAGAGACCCCGUGAUACUCAUUUGCGGCGUUCUUACGUGACCAACGCCAGUGUUAGUGGAUAUUGCAUCUCUUCUAAUGUAUCUAUAUUUAUCAUUAGGUACCUUUAUACGUCUCGGCCUCUUUCUAUAUCGACCAAAAAUAGCAUCCGUUGUAGGGCAUAUACUAAAGCAAAAAAAAAAAAAAAAAAA